UUUAGCCUUGCCUUUUAUUUGUUACAAAAUUAAAUUGCCAUAACAGUCAAAUGAAUCCAUAAACUAGCAUAUAAAUAGAGCUAAUUUUAUCACCCCUGACCCUCCAUAUGUAAAAACUUCAAUGAUAAUAGAAAAAAAAUUAUUAGUCUUAUAAAAUACUAUUUCAGCACUUAGGAAAAAGUGUUAUUUUGGUAUUUGUAUACAUAUGACACUUGUACAUUUAUAAUAAGCGUAAUAAUAAUCUCGCUACUUUCUGCUAUAGAGAAUUUAAGGUAAUUGUGGUCAAAAGCAUCUCAUUACAAAAUGUAGAUUUAUCAUAAUACAUAAUAUUUAACAAUUUAUAAUAGAACAUAUUUAAUUUGAUUAGCAGUACAUAACAACGUUCAAGAUGUCAUUCAAAUGUUUUUGUUUGUUUUAAAUGAGUGUAACGUCUCAUCUUCGCUGAUUAGAAAGCUCAAAUGACGUAUCGAUACUACUCAUUUCGGAAAUUAUUCAAGAAUGGCAUCGCGAGAUUACAGUAAAGAUGAAGCGUUCCUAGCAACCUCCGUUGUUCGACUUAUUUGUACUUCCUGCUAAUGUCAGUUUUAAAACCUGACCAAUCGUGUUCUUUCUUUUGAGUAAUAGUCCAAUAGGAGCCCUUAUAGGCGGGUCCUCGCGGUGCCAUGGUUCGUGUGAAAAGUUUACCGGCUCGGGUGCAAAGUUUCAACCGUCUGCAAAGCAGAGCUCGUCGGCAGAGGAGUCAGGGAUAUGCUGGUGACGUCCGCCGGGUUUUCACACGGUUCCUAGAAGCCAGUAACUCCCAUGAUUUCCGCUCUUUGGAUAUAACUUCACCCGGAGGACACCGUGAAGCCUUAUCUCUCUGUGAACUUGAAUCGACGAGGAUCACCAGGUAGCGAAAAUGGCCUGCGGACCCAACCGUGUCCGGUUGCUAUGUAUGCUCGUACUGACUUUCGGCUUCUUCGUCGUCGAGGUGGUGGUCAGCCGCAUUACCUCUUCCCUCUCGAUGCUCUCGGACUCCUUCCACAUGCUGUCGGACGUUUUGGCGCUGGUUGUGGCUCUGGUCGCGGUGCGGUUUGCCGAAAAAACCCACUCGACCAAGAAAAACACAUUCGGAUGGAUCCGAGCGGAGGUGAUGGGGGCUCUGGUCAACGCUAUCUUUCUCACGGCGCUGUGCUUCACCAUCGUCCUGGAAGCCAUCGAGCGCUUCACCGAACCCAAAGAGAUCGAUACUCCAAUGGUGGUGGUCUGGGUCGGCGCCGCGGGGCUCCUUGUCAACGUGCUGGGGCUCUUACUGUUCCACGGGCACGCCGGAGGAGGACACUCCCACGGGGGCAGCUCUCAUGGGGACAAGGGAAAAAAGGGGAAAACGGGGAAAACCAAAAAGCUCCAGAACACUGGAGAUGGGUCAGCGGCGGAGGAGACCAACAAUCUGGUGGCGAGUCACAACAGUCCGGGUGAUUGCAGGUCAAAAACCGAUGUCAGCUGUAAAGACAACCCGGAGGUGCAGAUGAACGGCAACACCCAGUUUGAUGAUGAGCAAGACUCGUCGGCGCAGCUCAACAUGCGUGGCGUUUUCCUGCACGUCCUGGGCGACGCUUUGGGUUCCGUCAUCGUGGUGGUCAACUCCCUCAUUUUCACGUUCGUGUGGAAGCCGUGCACCGACAAGAACUGCGUGAACCCCUGCGUCAAUAGCCGCGACACGGACUUCCAGGCCAUCAAUCAGACGGGUAAAGUGGAGAUGGCGGGCCCCUGCUGGGUGCUGUACCUGGACCCCACGCUGUGUAUCAUCAUGGUGGGCAUCCUGCUCUACACCACCUACCCGCUGCUCAAAGAGUCGGCUCUCAUCCUGCUCCAAACCGUGCCCAAGCAAGUCAACAUCAGGCGGCUCAACGAGCGGCUGCUGAGCCUGGACGGCGUGCUGGCUAUCCACGACCUGCACAUCUGGCAGCUGGCCGGCAGCCGGAUCAUCGCCACGGCGCACAUCAAGUGCCGCGACCCCACGUCCUACAUGGAGGUGGCCAAACGCAUCAAGGACUUCUUUCACGACGAGGGCAUCCACGCCACCACCAUCCAGCCGGAGUUCGUCACCUUCAGCUCCCAGUCACGGGACUCUCUGUGCGAGCUGUCCUGUCGGACUCAGUGCGCCCCCAAGCUGUGCUGCGAGGCUGCAGACAAACAGAAGGGCAGCGUGGACACCAAAACAGCAGCAGCAGCAGCAACGUCCUCAGCUGUGGACGUCGUCCCUGCGAGCCAUGACCAAGUCACUGUCAUCCUGAUGUCUCAGACUGAUGCGAAGGCAGCCGUCCGCAAGGAGGUGGAGUCGUCUCUGUGAAACGAAAUGCACAGGCGAAGCAGGUGAACCGCCGUCACUUCCUGGGAGCUGUAAUCUCGUGGACCCGUUCUGGACCCGAUUAAAAAGUCAUUCUUUUUGGUGAAUUUGAUCCCUCUCGUUUUAUCAUCUCUUGCUCCGGCAGCGCGGUUCUGACGCUUGUCGUCUUUUUCACGGACCUCAACUCCUCCAGGACUGGAGCGACGCCUGCAUGACUGUCCGUCGUUUUUAGCACCUCGUCGUGAUGCGUCACCUCAUCCUAAUGGUAUCGGGGUUUUUUUCUGUGCCAAAGCUUCUCGCUACGGAUGAGUUGUGUAGAUGAGCCUACGGACCUUCUGGUAAAAUGAAUUCUCGUUGUUUUGCGUGGGCUUUGAGCAAAUCUAUUUUCUUAUACUUUUGGCUGCAAGUGGAAUAGUAUUGUAUUUCAUAAUAAUUUAAGUAUUUAAGUUAUUAGAAAUGAUUUACCUUUCUGUAGAUGCUGUUUUAUUAGAUUUAGUUUUAAUGAUACAGAAGGAUUUUUUUUUUUUUGUCCUGGAGUUUAUUUGAAUAGAAAAAAAGAAAUGUUUUAGUGAUAUAUUUUCGGAUUUGAUGUUUUUAUAAAGAUCUUGUCGUUGGACUUUUCUCUGGCCUUGACGCAGACACCUCUCACCUCGCCUUUUAAGGAAUCUGCUGUGGUUCAUGACAACAUUUUGUUGUCGGUGUGAGGAUUUCUUGCAGUGGUAGGUUUGGAAAUUUUUAAGCCACACUGGCUUGAAGUUUGAGUCUGUUGUGAAGAGGCAUGCGCCGGUAAGACAGCAAAAAUAUUGCAGUUUCACGGUAUUACAAAAAAACAGCAGAGCUCGAUCUAUUUUAUUUUAUUUAAAACAAGAAAAAGCAACAGUUAUUUCCACUAUGACUGUGAUAAUAUUACAGCAAUUCUUUCUGAUUAGCUCAUCUUGUUAAUUAUGAUUUAAAUUAGGUUUCUUUCAGCCAGCUGACAAGUGGAGGAGGGGCUCCGGCACUUUCUGUUGAAAACGUUGAAACUGAAACCGGCCCAUGCCUCAGUGUGAAGAAACAAGCACUGUAUGCCCAGCCGUGACACACGCUGAACUGGAAAACCGUCUUGUGCUGGUUGAUCUUUCAUUUUCUUGUGCUGUCUUCAGCACAAUUCAUGCUGGAGAGUUUUAUAUAUAUAUAUAUAUAUAUAUAUAUAUAUAUAUAUAUCUAAAACAUGUUUCCAAGGUGUCCACUGCAAAAACUCAAAGUUUUACCAAGUAUUUUUGGUUUAGUUUCUUGUGUAAAUAUCUCAGUACGCUUGAAAUAAGAUAAAACUAACGUACAAGUAAAUUUUCAGCAAAUAUAGGAGCUCAUUUUAAGUCAGUAAUUCCUUAAUAUUGAUUUUUCUAAAAAGUACUAGUUCCACUAUUAGAUUUUUUUUUCUCACUUAAAACAUGGAGGAAAAUGUUCUAUAUCUUGGUGAAAACUUACUUCCAAGUCAGCUUUGUCUGAUUUUUAAGCGUUUGCAACAGAAACGAGACCAACAGUUAGUUUUUGCAGUGUUGUAGUAGCGUGUUUGCAUGACCAAACCAAGACCUGAUGUUCGACGUUUACCAGCUCUACUCUGAGCUCUCGCUGCUGCUGCCCAGCGCCUGCUGGAGUCCGCCGAUGUAACUCACAACUCUGAUGGAAAUGACUCAUCAUAAAGCUCGCCGUUUGGUGAAUUUAAAGUUCAUAUGGUGGCCUUGAAACUUGUAUGACUUUUUUCUGUCAGUCACCACAGAUAUCCUCUGAAGUUGGUACAUUUCAGAUUUCCAUUCCCUAUUAAAUGUGUAUGCAAUAUAGAAAACAUGCUGGGAAAUGUAUUUUUCUUCAUGUGUAGCGUUUUGUCACUUUUACUGUGUCUUUUAUGACUUGAGCUCUAUGUGAAAAGAAAGGUGUUUUUAUUUCAAGCACAUGUCUGCUGAGGUGUUUUAAAUAUAUAUGCACAUAUAUCUAUAUAUAUUCACAGUACCUGUCCGAUGUGUCAUUGUGAAAUAAAACAGCUGUUUGCUCCAGCUGAGAAACAGAA
Molecule: messenger RNA, 4376 nt
Organism: Gambusia affinis (western mosquitofish)
Lineage: Eukaryota; Metazoa; Chordata; Actinopteri; Cyprinodontiformes; Poeciliidae
Gene: slc30a1a
Product: solute carrier family 30 member 1a
Exons: 2
Coding region: 899-2332 (477 amino acids)
Biological process (GO): zinc ion transmembrane transport; intracellular zinc ion homeostasis; detoxification of zinc ion
Cellular component (GO): Golgi apparatus; membrane; endoplasmic reticulum
Molecular function (GO): zinc ion transmembrane transporter activity; calcium channel inhibitor activity
Source: RefSeq, a predicted model, not a curated record